Molecule: messenger RNA, 1655 nt
Organism: Gadus morhua (Atlantic cod)
Lineage: Eukaryota; Metazoa; Chordata; Actinopteri; Gadiformes; Gadidae
Gene: psmb10
Product: proteasome 20S subunit beta 10
Exons: 8
Coding region: 218-1033 (271 amino acids)
Cellular component (GO): cytoplasm; proteasome core complex
Source: RefSeq, a predicted model, not a curated record
GUUUGAGGUGUGGGUGUGUCCGUAGCGCUGCGGGGCGGGGGGAGCUGUUGAAUGAACCGUUAAAACUGAAAGAGAAAGUAACCAAGUGACGCAGUAAACCUGCUCAGAAGCCCCACUCCGCUCCUGGUUCUCGGUUAGACCCGCUCCGCCCUUGGUUCUCGAUCAAACCCGUUCCUCUCCUGGUCCCGGUUGAGGUCAUCCGUCGAAGGCUGACACGAUGCUGAGCAGCACGGCGGUGCGUCCCGCGCACAGCGGGGGGGGCUUCUGCUUCGAGAACACUCGCAGGAAUGUAGAUCUGGAGGCUAGUCUGUUGCCGCGUGGCUUCAGUGCUCCGACCGCAAGAAAGACGGGAACCACCAUCGCUGGGGUGGUUUUCAAGGACGGUGUGGUUCUGGGAGCAGACACCAGGGCGACGGACGACAUGGUGGUGGCGGAUAAAAACUGUGCCAAGAUUCACUACAUCGCACCGCGCAUAUACUGCUGCGGGGCGGGCGUGGCCGCCGACGCUGAGGUCACCACCAUGAUGAUGUCAUCCAACGCCGAACUGCACUCGCUCAACACCGGCCGCCCCCCGUUGGUCGCCAUGGUGACCAGGCAGCUCCGACAGAUGCUCUUCAGGUACCAGGGUCACCUGGGCACCUCCCUGAUUGUGGGAGGGGUGGAUGUGGACGGGGUCCACCUCUACAGCCUCUAUCCCCACGGCUCCUACGACCGGCUGCCCUUCCUCAGCAUGGGUUCUGGUGCUGCUGCCGCCGUUUCCGUGUUUGAAGACCGAUUUAAAGCCAACAUGGAGCUGGAGGAGGCUAAGCUGCUGGUGAAGGAUGCGGUUACCGCGGGGAUCCUCGGGGACCUGGGCUCUGGCAGCAACGUGGACCUCUGUGUCAUCACCAAGGCAAACGUGGACUAUCUCCGUGGUUACGACCAGCCGGCCAUACCGGUCGUCAAGGGGGGGCGAUACAGGUUCAAGCCCGGGACCACGGCGCUGCUGAGCAGCUCCGUGACCCCGCUCUCCGUCGACCAGCUCCCGGAAUGACGAGGCGGGGGCUCGGUGGACCCGGUCCGACGGACCAGGACGGUCUGGACGAGGACACGGUGUGGACCACAUGGACCCGGUCCGACCCGGUCUUUAACUCGUCUGUUUUCCUGCUCAAACUGCAGUCAUCCUGUGAAUUAAAGCGCAAUGUUCUCUACAAACGAUUCAUCAACUUUCCUUAAACGCUCUUUGCACUCAUAGAACUGCCGGUUUAUUUCCUCACACGUGAAUAUGACAUAACAGGUAUGGCCCUACGGUGGCCCAUACAUUCACAUAUCCCUUCAGCUCCCCCUUUUAAGUCGUUAAGAAAUCCCAUGAAUUACCCAAGGCAGAACAAGUAUAAUUGGGGGGUAGCCUGCCCGCCAUCCACAGCCACGUUAGGGAUUAUUCUACCCUCGAUAGUUGCUGUCCCUAUUGCUCUGAAACAGUUCAAAAAGUCCAUGUGUUUUCAACUUCUGCAACAGCCAUACAGUCCAUUUCCAUAUCCCCAUAUCCUAACUCAAAAGUGCAUUACUUAUAACGACUGUAUGUCAGUAUGAAAACAGUCAAAAUCUCAACAAUAACAAUUUCAAUACUGUCAACUUAAUAACAUAUAACAUAAACAAUCCAUGUUUUCAUUUCA